AUGAAGUUUUCGGACUUAAAUAUCGAUCAAAGAAUUGAAAAGGGACUUAAUGAGAACGGGUUUAUUACAAUGAAAGAAAUUCAACAACGGGUAAUUCCCGUAGCACUAGAAGGCAAUGACAUAAUUGGAUCAUCACAGACAGGAACCGGAAAGACUCUUGCUUUUCUUAUACCCAUUUUACAGAGGCUAACAGACCUCCAAUGGAGAAGAGAGGAUGGCCUUGGGUGUUUAAUAGUUACACCAACACGUGAGCUGGCUUUACAGAUAUUCGAUGUUCUUACCAGGGUUGGGAAACAUACUACAUUGAAUGCUGGUCUGAUUAUGGGUGGGGUUGAGGCAGAAAACGAAUCUCUGAAGAUUAGCACUAUGAGCAUUCUUAUAUGCACACCAGGAAGAUUCCUUCAGCACCUACAAGAAAAUCCUUGUCUGAAAACCGAGAACAUUCAAAUAUUGGUUCUUGAUGAAGCAGACAAAAUGAUUGAGAUGGGAUUCAAGGAGAUUCUGGAAGAUAUACUUGAGUACAUUCCUUCAAAGAAGCAAACCUUACUGUUUUCAGCAACACCUAAAGCCUCAACAGCCAGAAUCUUAAAACUGGAAGACCCGAAGAUUAUAUCUAUAUACAAGGAAGAGGGAUUUCCAUCUCGACUACACCAAUAUUUUUAUAUGAUGAGGAUAGAGGAUAAAAUCAGCUAUCUGCACACAUUUAUCAGAAGCAAUCCGGAAGUCAAAGGGAUAGUAUUCUUCAGCACUUGCAAGGAGGUCAAAUUUCAUCACCUUCUAUUCGAGAGACUCAAGCUCCGUAACAGAGUCUUUUGCCUUAGUGGAGGGAUUUCACAAAGACAAAGAAUAGAUACAUUCAAAAGAUUCGUAAAAGAAAAGAAUGGAAUUCUGUUCUGUACUGACCUAGGAUCUCGAGGACUAGACUUUCCAAAGGUCGACGUAGUUAUACAAUACGAUUGCCCAUGCAACGUUGAGACAUAUGUCCAUCGUGUGGGAAGAACAGCUAGAAACAAUGAGGGUGGAGAGUCUUACGUAUAUCUUGUUUAUGGGGAGGAAAGACUUCUUGGAGACAUUCAAAAGAAGGGAUGGAUUAGAAGCCAGGAAGCUAAAGACAAAAAAGCAGAGGAUGAAAGCAUCUCUGAAGAGAUUCAAGAGGGUCCAAAGAUCCAAAUUAAAUGUAUCGAUAAGAUGAUAAAAGGGCUCGUGAAAUCAAACAAAGAGCUUAAUGAAUACUGCAAAAAGUAUCUUGUGACAUAUGAGAAGUUCCUUGGUUUUAGUAGUAAGAGGUAUUCUGAAAGUAUAUUAAGAAAGAUUCCAUCAUUAUAUGAAUAUUUUGGAAUUUCGAAAGAUUAG
This is a messenger RNA of Encephalitozoon romaleae SJ-2008, 1353 nucleotides long. Its product is annotated as DEAD box ATP-dependent RNA helicase. Lineage: Eukaryota; Fungi; Microsporidia; Unikaryonidae. The coding region runs from base 1 to 1353 and encodes 450 amino acids. Gene Ontology annotation, molecular function: RNA helicase activity; nucleic acid binding; ATP binding. Gene Ontology annotation, cellular component: nucleus. The transcript has a single exon. The record is from RefSeq and is a predicted model, not a curated record. Gene Ontology annotation, biological process: rRNA processing.